Messenger RNA from Elaeis guineensis (African oil palm), 1832 nucleotides. RefSeq lists its product as uncharacterized. Lineage: Eukaryota; Viridiplantae; Streptophyta; Magnoliopsida; Arecales; Arecaceae. Gene Ontology annotation, biological process: methylation. Gene Ontology annotation, molecular function: methyltransferase activity. The record is from RefSeq and is a predicted model, not a curated record.
AUGCACCACCGUGUAACCUUCACCUUCUCCCAUAAAAAAAAGGGGUGGGAUUUUGUUUUCAAAAUGUGAAGUACAUGGGUGUGUGUGGCUCUGUUUUCUUAUCUGUUCCAGCUCCUCCGAACAAAACGCAACACUCAAUCUAAUUCAUGCUUCUUCCUCCAUCUCCCAUACUGCUCCACCGCAUUCCUCAAGUCCCCUCCAGAUCAUGUCUCAAGAAGGAAGACUUCAAGGCACGUUCCUGAACUCGGUAUGGCCAGAGGAGCUCAAAGUACCAGAGCUGCUCAAGUCGGCGACAGUUCGAUCGCUGCAUGCAAACAUCGACCAUGAAUGGGAUCCACUCCAACGCUCUGCAUGCCAGACUGCAGCAGGGCGAGCCCUGUGGAAUCAUGUGAUCCACGACCCAGUGGCUGAAGUCCUCGCAGGGGAGAGCUUCCUCCGAAACCUCUAUGAGAAGAUGAGGAAAGACCAGCUCAGCAAUGCUCGGGAAGUCUCAGGUGUGAUACUUGCAGUCCGAACCCUGUGGUUCGAUUCCAGGAUCGAAGCUGCCAUCAAUUCUUUUGAAGGUGGAACAGCUCAGGUGGUUCUUCUGGGUGCAGGAAUGGAUGCAAGAGCCUACAGGCUAAGCUGCCUGAAGGAAUGCAAUGUCUUUGAAGUAGACUUCCCUGAUCUCUUGCAAACGAAAGCUGCUCUAAUACAAGAAGCAAUAAGAUCUGCAGAGCCCCAGCAAAUUGCGAUGAUAGCGAAGUCUUUGAUCAGAGUGGCUGCUGACAUUAGAGAUGGUAACUGGCUUGAGAAGCUCCAGAGGUCUGGGUUUGCUCCUGAGAGGAACACGGUAUGGGUACUCGAAGGCAUCCUCUAUUAUCUUCCACAUAUCCAUGCCAUGCAAGUCCUUCAGUCUAUAGCUGCUAACUGUGCCUUGACUCCCACCAUCCUCCUUGCGGACUUCAUGAACAAAUGCUCUAUCUCUAUCUCCCAUUCCACCUUCCAAUUUUACAGUGAUUGGCCCGAUCAUCUGCUGCCUACUCUUGGGUUUUCUAAUGUUAAGCUUUCACAGAUAGGUGAUCCUGAUGCCCAUUUUGGAUUGCUGCAUGACCCCCAGAACCUGUUCAACAAGCUAAGGAACUUGCCUAGAUCCCUACAGACCCAUCCAGAGGAUGGAACUCCUUGUCGUCGUUUGUACCUGGUGGAAGCGUCAGGAUUUCCUAACCAGGCUACAGCAUAGGAGAUCAAAGUGUAAUUAUUUUUAUAAUAUACACAUACAAUUUGAAUCAUCAGUAGAGACUAGUAGACAGGAAUCCUUCAUUCCUUCCAGUAAUUCUUGUGGCAGACUGCUUCAAAGUCAAAUAUCCUAAUGUGUUUAAAUAUACUAUCACUAGGAUCUCAAAUUCUUCAUCUCUCCUCAACAGGAAGAAAUUGUAAUGCUUAUAUUUGGCAGCAGAGCACUUGCUUUUGGACACUGAAGAUGACUUCUUUCAUCAGUGUGUCAUAGUUUAGUGACAAUUUAAUCAUGAAUAUUUUCAAAAUAUUCUUACUAUUUGGUUCUUUUGCUGUAGUAUGUAGUACUGUCUAAGAUUUUUCUAAGUUUUCCUAUCAAACUCUAAUUCAAGAAUAAUAUCUGCAAGUAGUGAAACCAAAACACAACAAAGCUCACUUAGAAAAAAUGAAAUAAGCUAGCUUAUAGGUCUCUUCGGGCAUGACGGCAAGGAACUUGUUGAAAUGAAAGGAACCUCGGAAUCAAUUGCAAGCAACUGAAGAUCAUGGGAAACAGAGUGAUGAUAUUAUGGUAGAGUGACGAAACUGCGACACUCUAAUCUUGCAAAUUACAACAGCCU